AUGCCUGCUAAGGACGGGUACCGACCAGCCCCCACAGAUCCUGGUAGCCCUGGCCUGUCUGUGCAGCAAUUUCUUUUUUACUACAUACUGGGCAUUGACUUUAAACCUCGAAUAGGAACAUGGUUUGAUUUCAAGCUCUUCUUCAAUGGGUGCCCUGGAAUUGUAGCCUGGACUCUCCUUAACCUUUCCUGCACUGCCAAAGACCAGGAGCUGCAUGGCCAAGUGACAAACUCCACGAUCCUUGUCAAUGUGCUUCAGGUAAAUGCAGAGGAGGAAAUUAAGAAAGCAGUUUGGAAAUUAACUCCUAAUAAAGUAGACAAAAACCUCCUUCCAUGGAAAUUAAACUACAGUGACUGUUGUUUCUGUGCUCCCCAGGGUUUGUCUUUGGUUUCCCAGCCUGUCCAGCUGGGCACAGCCAAUGCCGUGGGGGUGUUGAUGUUGGGCUGGAUUGGCUACCACAUCUUCCGAGUGACCAAGCACCAGAAGGACCUUUUCUGUCGUACAGAUGGGAACUGCAGGAUCUGGGGGAAGAAACCCGAGGACAUCGAGUGCUCCUCCAUGUGUGUGGAUGGCACCAAGUAUUACAGCAAGUUGAUGACCUGGGGAUUUUGGGGGUGGGCUCGUCAUUGCAACUCUGCAGGAGACCUGCUGGGCUCACUGGCCUAUUGCCUGGCCUGUGGGUUUGCACACAUCUUGCCUUACUUCUGCAUUGUUUCUGUGACCAUUCUGCUCCCUCACCUCUGUGUUAGGGAGGAGCACUGUUGUUCCAGCAAAUAUGGGAAGGACUGGAAGCACUACACUGCUGCAGUGCCCUACCGGCUCAUCCCUGCGGUGUUUUAAGGCUGACACAGA
Messenger RNA from Myiozetetes cayanensis, 852 nucleotides. RefSeq names its product 7-dehydrocholesterol reductase-like. NCBI's taxonomy places the organism in Eukaryota, Metazoa, Chordata, Aves, Passeriformes, Tyrannidae. Gene Ontology annotation, molecular function: 7-dehydrocholesterol reductase activity. The record is from RefSeq and is a predicted model, not a curated record. Gene Ontology annotation, biological process: cholesterol biosynthetic process; brassinosteroid biosynthetic process. Gene Ontology annotation, cellular component: endoplasmic reticulum membrane.